UCCUUGACACCAGCCCAGCCCCACGCCACCAUGUGUGACACCAGCUGCUCCUCAGGCUGCCAGGCUACCUGCUGCACACCCAGCCCCUGCCAGGUGUCCUGCUGUGUGCCCGUGAGCUGCCAGCCCGCUGUGUGCACACCCGUGAGUUACCAGCCCACUGUGUGCACACCAGUGAGCUGCCUGCCCGCUGUGUGCACACCCGUGAGCUGCCAGCCUGCUGUGUGUGUGGCCCCCUCCUGCUAGUCCUCCGGGUGCUGCUAGCCCUCCUGCCCCACCCUGGUCCGCAGACCCAUCUCCUGUAGGUCCCCUUGCUGCUGUUGA
Ceratotherium simum simum (southern white rhinoceros) is the source of this 321-nucleotide messenger RNA. The record is from RefSeq and is a predicted model, not a curated record. Lineage: Eukaryota; Metazoa; Chordata; Mammalia; Perissodactyla; Rhinocerotidae.